AACGAAACUAUCUUAAAUAGACACAUUCAAGACACACACUUGCCGUCAGCGCCAAAACAAUUUUCUUGUGAUUUUUGUAGUUCUACAUUCCAAACUGAAUCACUUAUAUUAGAGCACGAAAAAAUCGAACAUGGUGUCACAAAUUUCAUGUGCGCUCAUUGCGAUUAUUCAACAAUGUCCAAGAAAUGUUUAGCAGUUCAUUUAAAAAAUCAGUGCAGUUUCAAAAACCUGAUUAAAAGUGAUUUACACAAACAGCAAGCGAUACUCUCCGUAGAUAAAAAGACACACAAAACAACACACAUGAAAUUAAAUACCAGAGUAGAGCCUUAUAAGUGUAGUUAUUGCGAUUACAAGUGUGGUAAUAGGUCACACCUAAGAAGACAUAUAAUGACACAUACCGGCGAAAAGCCUUUUCAAUGUAGCGACUGUGCUUACAAGUGCAUUCGAAGAUCACAGUUACAAAAGCACAUGAGAACACACACCGGAGAAAAGCCUUACGCAUGUAGUCACUGUGAGUACCGGUGCAGUCAAAAGUCAACCCUAAGAACACAUGUAUUGACACAUACUGGCGAUAAGCCUUUUCACUGUAGUCACUGUGCUUAUAAAUGCAGUACCAAAUCAAACUUACAAAGUCACCAAAGAACACACACCGGAGAAAAGCCUUACGCAUGUAGCCACUGUGAGUUCCGGUGCAGUCAAAAGUCAAAACUAAGAGCACAUGUAAUGACGCAUACUGGAGAGAAGCCUUUUCACUGUAGUCACUGUGCUUAUAAAUGCAGUACCAAAUCAAACUUACAAAGUCACCAAAGAAUACACACCGGAGAAAAGCCUUACGCAUGUAGUCACUGUGAGUACCGGUGCAGUCAAAAGUCAACCCUAAGAGCACAUGUAAUGACGCAUACUGGCGAUAAGCCCUUUCAAUGUAGUCACUGUGCUUAUAAAUGCAGUAUCAAAUCAAAGUUACGAAGUCACCAAAUAAUUCACACCGGAGAAAAGCCUUACGCAUGUAGUCACUGUGAGUACCGGUGCAGUCAAAAGUCAUCCCUAACCGCACAUGUAAUGACGCAUACUGGAGAGAAGCCUUUUCUCUGUAGCCACUGUGCUUAUAAAUGCAGUACCAAAUCAACCUUACAAAGUCACCAAAAAAUACACAUGGGAGAAAAGCCUUACGCGUGUAGUCACUGUGAGUACCGGUGCAUUCGAAAGUCAACCCUAAGAACACAUAUAAUGACACAUACUGGCGAUAAGCCCUUUCAAUGUAGUCACUGUGCUUAUAAAUGCAGUAUCAAAUCAAAGUUACGAAGUCACCAAAUAAUUCACACCGGAGAAAAGCCUUACGCAUGUAGUCACUGUGAGUACCGGUGCAGUCAAAAGUCAACCCUAAAAAGACAUGUAAUGGCACAUACGGGCGAGAAGCCUUUUCAAUGUAGUCACUGUGCUCGUAAAUUCAGUACAAGAUCGGCCUUACAAAGACACCAAAGAAGCCAUACGCAUGUAGUCACUGUGAGUACCGGUGCAGUCUUAGGUCAAACCUAAAAACACAUGAAAUGACACAUACUAACGAGGAGGCUUUUCAAUGUAACCACUGUGCUUAUAAAUGCAGUAGGAAAUACAACUUACAAAAACCGGAGAAAAGCCUUACGCAUGUCGUCAAUGUGAGUACCGGUGCAGUCAUAGGUUAAGCCUAAGAACACAUGUAAUGACACAUACAGGCGAGAAGCCUUACGCAAACGAAAUCAGUCUUACAACAACACCAAAGAACACACACCGGAGACAAGCCUUACGCCUGUAGUCAUUGUGUUUAUAAAUGGGAUUCGACGACGACACGACACUAAAAAAUACACACCGGAGAAAAACCGGUGCAGUGAUAGGUCAAGUCUAGGAACACAUGCAAUGACACAUACGGGCGGACCUUUUCAAUGUAGCCACUGUCAUUACAAAUGCACUAAGAAAUCAUCUCUGCGACGUCACCAGAAGACUCAUAUUGGGAUGAACCCUGACAACGCAGCAAUCACCUAAAUCAGAAACUUAGAGCAUUGACAUUUCACGCUCCUUCAGUAAGGAAGGGGCUCCUGUCGCGGAGCUCAGGCGCGCUCCCUUGUGUUAAUGCUUCUACUGUACACGAGUUGGUUUAUAGUUAUUUAUGUGACUGGUGCAUAAUGAGACUCAUAAAACAACACCCGUGUGUUAAUGCCUCUCAUUAUGCACCAGUCACGUAAAUAACUAUACAACGACUCAUGUACAGUAAAAGCAUUAACACACGGGAGCGCGCGUGAGAGUGCACGGAUUUCCAUACAAUAUCGCAACUGUCCACACACGUCUUAUUUUUUAAGAUUAUGAGUUUUUUCAGAUUGAUCUGACAGAUUGCGAUAAUCUGAAUUUUAAGAAUGUGUGUGGCAAGGCAGUCGAUCUUAUAAGGUUGUGCAAUUUAAGACUGUCUGUUGCCGGCCUAAGCAAUACGAUGUUUAUCUACAUUCAGAAUGUGAAAAAAUAAAUUUUUAGACAGAUUUUAUGAAGAUUUUACUUAGUACUAGAUGGUACUAGUUUGAACUAGUGAAUUGCAUGCCUAUGGUGUUGGCGAGAUAUGCUGUACUUUUUACAUAAUGACUUCAACAUCAUUGUAUCCAUGUCUAGCAUAAAUAAAUAUUUCUU
This is a messenger RNA of Leguminivora glycinivorella, 2652 nucleotides long. Its product is annotated as gastrula zinc finger protein XlCGF57.1-like. NCBI's taxonomy places the organism in Eukaryota, Metazoa, Arthropoda, Insecta, Lepidoptera, Tortricidae. The coding region runs from base 148 to 1536 and encodes 462 amino acids. The record is from RefSeq and is a predicted model, not a curated record. Gene Ontology annotation, biological process: regulation of transcription by RNA polymerase II. The transcript has a single exon. Gene Ontology annotation, molecular function: RNA polymerase II cis-regulatory region sequence-specific DNA binding; DNA-binding transcription factor activity, RNA polymerase II-specific.